AUGCAAUACGUCGGCAAAGUUGGAGGAUACGUCUACAACCAGUGGAAUUCGCUCAAUCCUCUGACGCUUUCCGGUGCGAUUGACAUCAUUGUAGUAGAACAGCCGGACGGGACGCUCCACUGUUCGCCGUGGCAUGUUAGGUUUGGGAAGUUCCAAAUCAUCAAGCCGCUGCAGAAAAAGAUCGAUUUGUAUGUCAAUGACGUGAAGACGGAUUUGCCCAUGAAGUUGGGUGAUGGUGGAGAAGGAUUUUUUGUGUUUGAAACCGACAGCCGUGAUGGGUUAUCCCAGAGCGUGUUGACAUCUCCGGUUAUAUCGCCAGUUUCUUCGGCAUCCACGUCUCCAAUUGGUUCUCCACAACUGUCUGGUAUCGGAGAAGAUGAUAUUGGGCGGGCAGAGCCGGAAUUACUCGAUUUAAACGCGAACUCCGUCGAUAUUGAAGACAAGAUCAAACUUUCCGAUGAGCCUUCGCCAGUACUUGCUGGGUCUUCACCGAAAGCUGCAACUCCGACACCAUCGUUGCAGUCCAAGACGUUUGAAAAAGUGAGGAAAAUCACCCAAAAGUUGAACAUACCCUCAAAGAUCGACAUCAACGGCGAUAUCGUUUUGGACAUGGACGGUUAUAAGCCCAACGCCCAGAAGAACAUCGACAACUCCGACGAGUUGUUCAAGAAGAUAUUUUUACAGGAGAUAAAGGAUUCGUCGGCUUUCGUCAGUAAAGACAAAAAUGGCAAUAUUCGUAUUUUGAAUAGAGAUCACUUAUCACCGAUGGAAGACGAUUUGAUGUCGGUCGAAGGCUUGGUUAGUGAGAACGAAGAUGACGCCCAGUCGUUGAGAACCUCUGCCUCUGUUAUAACCUCCAAUACUGGUAGCAACACAGGAGAUGGAUCUCUUCCCAGUUCCAGUAGUGAGUCAAGUAAAACAUACUUCAAAACUCUUCGGUUGACUUCUGAACAGAUGCAGAAAAUGAAGUUGCAUUAUGGUGAAAACAAGUUGACGUUCAAACUCAGCGAAGGUACGGCUCAGAUUGAGUCUUAUUUGUAUCUCUGGAGGGCCACUACACCAAUAGUAAUCUCGGAUAUCGAUGGAACCAUCACCAAGUCCGAUGCCUUGGGCCAUGUGCUUAACUUGUUCGGUAAGGAUUGGACCCAUCCUGGUGUAGCUACUCUUUUCACCGACAUCAAAGCCAACGGGUACAACAUUAUAUAUCUUACCGCAAGGUCGGUAGGCCAAGCCGAUACUACCAGACAAUAUUUACGUGGCAUUGUACAAGACAAUGGCGUGAAAUUGCCUCAGGGACCGGUCAUUCUUUCUCCCGAUCGAACCAUGGCCGCCUUGCGUCGAGAAGUCAUCUUGAAGAAGCCAGAAGUGUUUAAGAUGGCGUGUUUGAACGAUAUCAAAAGUCUCUAUUUCCACAGUGAUCAGUUCGCAGAGCCAGAAGAUGACGAGAGAACGCCUUUCUACGCGGGUUUCGGCAACAGAAUCACCGACGCUAUAAGCUACAGAUCGGUGAAGAUUCCCAGUCACAGAAUAUUCACUAUCAAUCCCAAUGGAGAAGUCCAUAUGGAAUUGUUGGAGUUGGCCGGUUACAAGUCGUCGUAUUUACAUAUCGGAGAGUUGGUCGACCAAUUUUUCCCUCCAAUCAAACAGGUUUCGUCCCUGGACUCACUGCCUGGUUCACCUCGAAGCCUCAACGAGGAAGGCUUCAGAGACUUCCAAACUGAAGAGAAGUUCAACGACGUCAACUAUUGGCGAGAGCCACUUAGUUUCAGCGAUUUGAGCGAUCUUGAUGAUGAAGAAACAGCAACACCAGAACCUCCUAAAUCGCCAGGUCUAUUGCUGUUGCGCUCAUUCACUUCUGACUCUGAAAAUAUAUACGAUGAGAAGAAAGCUGCUACAAAUCCAGAACUUAAUGAAACCCGUACUCGUUCCAGGGCUUCCUCAAGUCCACCAGAACGCCCUACUUCAGAUCUCGAUGACGAUGACGAUUACACUGACGACGAUUACGAUGAAGAUGAAGAUGAUGACUAUGAAGAUGACGACGAUUACGAUGAAGAAGAAGAAGAGGAAGACUACGAUGAGGAAGAAGACUUCGAUGAGGAGGACAUAGAUGAUGAUGACAUCGAUGAAGAUGACGGGCUACCAGAAGAAGUUCAACAGAAGUUGUCUAUCACAGAAAACAGCAACACCAAAUCCAAAGUCACCAUUAACAAUAAUAGCAGUAUCGAAAAGAGAAAAGCAUCAUGUGACCCUCCCCAAUUAGGCUUGGAUCACGCUAGUGGUUUUGUCAAAGCCAGCAAUAUUCGCUAGAUAGAAGAGUAUUAUAAGGAAAGCAACAAGUACAUAGAAGUCGAGUGACACUUAGCAAAAUAGCUGCGAAACUACAAAACCAUUCGCUCGCACAUCCAUAUAGAAAGUAGAUCUCUACAAAUAUCUAAUAACGCUUUGU
Scheffersomyces stipitis CBS 6054 is the source of this 2446-nucleotide messenger RNA. It is a transcript of the gene SMP2, whose product is annotated as phosphatidate phosphatase (by homology). Gene Ontology annotation, molecular function: phosphatidate phosphatase activity. Gene Ontology annotation, cellular component: nucleus. Gene Ontology annotation, biological process: fatty acid catabolic process; triglyceride biosynthetic process. The transcript is spliced from 4 exons. The record is from RefSeq and is a predicted model, not a curated record. Lineage: Eukaryota; Fungi; Ascomycota; Pichiomycetes; Serinales; Debaryomycetaceae. Bases 1 to 2307 code for a protein of 768 amino acids.